CGUGUUUCCGUAGCUGUGGGAGCAGCCAGCUGUUAGCUAAGAAGCUACCUGAGCGACAGGUAUCAGCCGCUUCACCGCAAAUCUCCGCACAAGUCCCGCACACCCGCAGAACAGAAUGAUCAACGCUUUGCUGUAGCUGAGUUUUGUGUGACAGCUUCAGGUCGUGUCGCGUCAUUAGCUCCGCGACCCCCGCUACUUAGCCGGGGCUGGCUAGCUGCUAAGCUAACGUCAACUAGGGCAUCGCUCGAGGGGGUUCUUUUGUGGAGGAGGAGCCGCUGCUGCUGCUGCGGGCACCGACACACCAGCUCACCGACACACCGGCUCACUGACACGCCGGCGCAGACAUCAUGAACGUCGCUAAGAGCGGGUAUCGAGUCUUCUCAGCCAACUCGUCCCCAGCCUGCACGGAACUGGCCAAGAAGAUCACAGAGAGGCUGGGAGUGGAGCUGGGGAAGUCUGUUGUCUUCCAGGAGUCUAACAGAGAGACGAGAGUGGAUGUAAAAGAAUCUGUUCGGGGACAAACCAUCUUCAUCAUCCAGACAAUACCAAGAGAUGUCAACACGGCCAUCAUGGAGCUGCUGGUCAUGGCCUACGCCCUCAAGACGUCCUGUGCAAAGAACAUCAUCGGAGUAAUUCCUUACUUCCCCUACAGCAAGCAGUGCAAGAUGAGAAAGAGGGGCUCGAUUGUGUGCAAGCUGUUAGCGUCAAUGCUGGCCAAAGCAGGACUAACACACAUCAUUACCAUGGACCUGCAUCAGAAGGAGAUCCAAGGCUUCUUCAGCUUUCCGGUGGACAACCUGCGUGCCUCGCCUUUUUUGAUACAGUACAUCCAAGAGGAGAUUCCUGAUUAUCGGAACGCCAUCAUUGUAGCAAAGUCCCCAGCAGCAGCAAAAAGAGCUCAGUCCUACGCAGAGCGCCUGCGUUUGGGUCUGGCUGUGAUUCACGGCGAGGCGCAGUGCUCCGAGUCUGACAUGGCCGACGGUCGCCACUCACCACCAUCUGUACGCAACACCACGGGACACACAGGACUGGAGCUACCUUCAGGCAAACAACAAGCCCUGUUCCCCGGCAUAGAGCUCCCAAUGAUGAUGGCCAAGGAGAAACCUCCCAUCACUGUAGUUGGAGACGUGGGGGGGAGAAUUGCCAUCAUUGUGGAUGACAUAAUAGAUGAUGUUGGAGACUUCGUUGCAGCCGCAGAGAUCCUGAAAGAAAGAGGAGCCUAUAAAAUUUUCAUCAUGGCCACACAUGGUUUACUGUCUGCUGAUGCUCCGCGCCUCAUAGAGGAGUCGGCCAUUGAUGAGGUGGUGGUCACCAACACGGUCCCCCAUGAGGUGCAGAAGCUGCAGUGUCCCAAAAUCAAGACCGUGGAUGUCAGCAUGAUUCUGGCCGAAGCUAUUCGCCGCAUCCACAACGGAGAGUCCAUGGCCUACCUGUUCCGUAACAUCACUGUGGACGACUAGAGUUCUCAGACGGUGGAGGCUGAGGUAGGUCCGACAGUGACUGAGCGCCGGUGCACUUCCUCCCAGUCGUCUAAACAAAAACAUGCUAAUGCCAUGUUCCAUGUGCUCUCUGUUGUCUCAAGGAUCACAUGUGUCCUAAUAACGUGGAAGAAAAUGCUCAAUGUUAUUGAUCUUUCCAAAAGAUGUAAAAAACCGUGAAGGAUGAUUUGAGCUUGAAUGCUUCUAGUCAGAUUCUGAAGCCUUGGUUCUUUACUAUGUUUUGCUGCUGUACUUGAUGUCCCCAACAUUUGAAAGGAUUUGUUGUCGUACCUCAUAUUUAAUGAUUUAAGGAGCUUCAUCUGCAGACAUUGAAACAGAUGAGUUCCUGAUGCUCUUGCGAGCCCUCGUGAUCGGGGGUGCUUAGCACUGUGAUUAAGAUGCAAUGUGUAGUUUCAGACUACUGGAUUCACUCCUAUUCACAAACUACUGAAUAUUUAUUAUGCAGCUUUAUUUUGAAGGAACAUUUGUUAAAAGUUUGAAGUUUGUGGCAAUCUGCAGAAACCAAUGGGCCGUCCGUUUACAUUGUCUUUUAUUAGAUGGUCUGUUCCGCUGAGAUAUAACAAAUACCCAGCUAACUAUGGGGUUUAGGUUUUGUUUGCAGCUAUUUCAGGAAAUCCUCCUUCGAGACUCUUGCUAUUACCUUAGUAGAUGUGAAUGGGACUCAGGAGGUGUUUCAUUUUAAGAUUUGAAUUUGAUAUUUGAAAAAAUCAAAACUACCAGCUGUGGGCUAUAGAAACUGUUUAAAGAAUUUUAUGACCACAAAUGAAAUUCACCUCCGAUUACGAGUAUUGUGGUCGCGGCAGACCUCCUAACACUGAAUGGCUAAACAUAUCAGGCAAUAAAUACAAAAUUAGCUCUUUGUGAUUGGGUGAACUGACCCUUUAAUGUGUUAACAAGUUGACUGAACAUGCAUAGAACAACAUACUGUACUAAUUAACUGGCUGAAGGGGAACUUUAGCCUGGUUUCCAGAGCGUAGCUGAGUAGCAGUUACUGUAUCUGGUAACUGCGAGUUGGAAGUCUGGAGCUCUAGAGUUUGUUUAUAUUCUGCAAACUUUAAGCCGGCUUUGUUACGCUAUGUUAAAAUAAAAGUUUUGGGAGACAAACGAUGGUCAUAUCUUUUCAAAAGAAAUCUCCUUUGCACACUCCUUUGGCACUUAAAUGAAAAUAGACUGAACUGAUCCAGGCAUUCAGGGGCUUCACUGUGCAAAUACAACCAUUACAAAUUCCAAUUAGAGUUGCGACUUGCUGCUGAAGGGUUUUCUUAUGCACUAUUAAAGUAAAUGGAAACCAUUGACUUUCUGGAAGGAGUAAACAGUAUCAGCAGCAGUCCUGUAGUAAGUGGGUAAAAAGAUGUGAACAGCAGGAUGGUCCCUGGCUCUGUUCAGACCUGGUGUUAACAUCCGUCCCGAUUGUGUCUCCAAUGUCCACUGUGUGAAUCCCAAAUAAUUAUUUAUGUCAGUCUGAGUUUUCACAUGUGUGCAAUGACAAUGUUGGUGUGUGUGUGUCUGUGUGUUGGAGAGAGAAAGAGGAAAAGAGAGCGAGAAGAGUCAGGAGGAGCUGAAUGAAUGAACUGAGUGCAACUGGGCUCCAUUUGAAAAAUAUAGAAAUCAUUGUGUGUUGAUUCCAGGACAGAUGUUAACACAGGUUCUACAUGUCGGUUUCUAAAUGACUUGUGGUUUCUCCCUUUAACAGCUGAACACGUGCACCUGUCUGUGUCCUCUGAGUAAAUGUCAGAGAGAAGCUCAAGGGGAAUUUAUUGUGUCUGUGCUGAUUGACCCUUUUGCUCAGGGCAACAUGCUCUACAAGCCAACGCACACCUGUUUGUAUUUGCAGUCAAAGUGUGAGAUUGGCUUCUGCACAGCCGUCCUGCACCACGUUUGCUUUUUACCACAUUCUGUCGGAAUCCUCCUCAUGCUCUGAUGGUUUGAAGUUGUGAUGCACACACCGGUGUUGUGUUGGUGCAAAGUUAAGGGGAAGUCUGUAUCAAAUGCUGAAGUUAUGGUCAUAAAUGUCAUGAUGUCUUCUCUGUAUGUAACCCCCCCCCCCCCCGUCUGCCUCUACAGCAUUUGUAUUUGUCGAUGGAAAUAAAACUGUUCCCUCUUGUGCGUGAAAA
Platichthys flesus (European flounder) is the source of this 3613-nucleotide messenger RNA. Its product is annotated as phosphoribosyl pyrophosphate synthase-associated protein 1. The coding region runs from base 348 to 1460 and encodes 370 amino acids. Gene Ontology annotation, biological process: purine nucleotide biosynthetic process; 5-phosphoribose 1-diphosphate biosynthetic process. The record is from RefSeq and is a predicted model, not a curated record. Gene Ontology annotation, molecular function: ribose phosphate diphosphokinase activity; magnesium ion binding. Lineage: Eukaryota; Metazoa; Chordata; Actinopteri; Pleuronectiformes; Pleuronectidae. Gene Ontology annotation, cellular component: cytoplasm; ribose phosphate diphosphokinase complex. The transcript is spliced from 11 exons.